Messenger RNA from Protopterus annectens (West African lungfish), 1461 nucleotides. It is a transcript of the gene PKIB, whose product is annotated as cAMP-dependent protein kinase inhibitor beta. The transcript is spliced from 8 exons. The coding region runs from base 716 to 937 and encodes 73 amino acids. Gene Ontology annotation, molecular function: cAMP-dependent protein kinase inhibitor activity. Gene Ontology annotation, cellular component: nucleus; cytoplasm. NCBI's taxonomy places the organism in Eukaryota, Metazoa, Chordata, Ceratodontiformes, Protopteridae. The record is from RefSeq and is a predicted model, not a curated record. Gene Ontology annotation, biological process: negative regulation of cAMP-dependent protein kinase activity.
AAGAGAGAGAGAGAGAGAGAGAGAGAGAGAGACACACACACACACACACACACACACAAAGAGAGACAGAAAAGAGAAAGCACGCUCAAGAAACCUGUGAGCUGUCCAACAUCACAAUACUCAGCAAGACCCUCUGUCAGGACUGAUUCAGUGGAGUUUAAUUGCUGCCGUCUGGAUAAGAAAAAGGAUAAAUGUAUGUUCUUUAACUCAGCGGUUGCAUGCAUUUACCACGAGGCAGACACCUACUGGAUAAGCCACUGAAUGCCUCUCUGACACUGAGCUUCAGCAUUCAACAGUAUCAGGAAAAGAACACAUUAAAUGCAGUGGCAAUAAGAAAAGGAAACAGCAUACUCUCUAAAAGAGGAGUUCUAUAUUAUGCAGUUUUAUAAUAUGAUCUGUCUGAAGACAGAACUGAAGAUGAAUAUGGGGAAAUGAUUGCAAAAUGGAUUAUGACAAAAUCAUCUUCUACUACUAACAUGUAUUCUUGCCUGAGAAGAAAACAACACAUUCAGAGAAGCUAUCAGCACACUUAAGUAACAUCCUUUCUUGCAAAAAUUCUGGUUCUUCAUUAAAACUGCAUUUCAGCAACGCAAAGCAAGAAGUUAUAAACCACAAGUUCUCAUCUGAGGAGGACAGCUUUCCAAACUGAUACAUUACAGCAGAUCUGACUUUGAGGUAUAGUUCACAGAUGUUGCUAUGAAGAAAAGGAUCAGAGAUGACUGAUGUGGAGCCCGUGGUAACAGAUUUUGCCUCAACUGGCAGGACAGGUCGCAGAAAUGCACUGCCAGACAUCCUUGGAUCACCAGCUGGUGCUGGAACAUCAGAGCUACCCCACAAAUUCUCAGAGCUUUCAGUGACUGCAGGUGCAGGAGCAGAAGACGAAAACACUGCUUUGCCAGAUGUUCCAACAGAAGAAAAGGGGGCUGAGGAAAAGUAAAGGGGCACAUGAUGGCGACAAGAAAUUAAUCCAAAAGAAAAUGGCACGGUUCAACCUACAGCAGUGUUUGGCACAUAAGCAGUACCUCUGAACACAGAUGACAUAGGUUUAGUGAAUGUUUCUCAUGGUAAUGCGGUUAUAUUCACUGCAAGAAAAACAUUGGGUAGUUUUUGUGAUUUUUAUACAUUUCUGGAAAUGCUUUCACUCUGAUGUUUUAUGAAGUACUUUUUCCAAUGAAAGUAAUACUGUGUUGUAAAUAAAGCUUAUACUACAAUGAUGUGCAAUAUAGAAAAAAAGGAUUUAUCAAAUACGUUUUUCAAGGUAAUAUUGGUUUUAUAAAAAUGCAGCACAUAAUAAGUAUUGUAAUUUAUUUCAUUAUUAAUGAUCAAAAUGGCUAAAAAUUUGAGAUUCACACUAGUAUAUGGACUGAUCUGUGGAGCACUCGGUUUGCAGAAUUAUUGAAUAGCCCAUUUGCUCAUGGAUGUCAAUGUUUAUAAAAUAAAGUACACAAGAGCUUAAACUUC